AUGGAGAAAGGUGUGAGAUUUACACGAAUCAUAAAAGCCUUAGUGAAGGAUUACGACUGUGUGAUCAAUUACCAUCAUGGGAAAGCCAAUGUAGUAGUAGACGCUCUAAGUAGGAAGACUACAGGCUAUAUCGCCGCACUGUUAACUACCCAACUAGAAAUCACAAGAGAUUUUGAGAAGCUUAGUAUUGACGUUCGAGGAAGAGGUGAUAGCUCAUAUUUGGCGACAUUGGUAGUACAACCUACCUUGAUGGAUAGGAUUAAGGAAUGUCAGAAAAAGGAUGCUGAGAUGGGAAACAUCCUAAACAGGGUUUUAGAAGGCAAAGAAUCAAAUUUUAGGGUGUCGGAAGAUGGGGUAUUACAUCUUGGAAAGAGGGUGUGCGUACCCAACGACGAUUCAAUUAAGAAAGAGAUAUUAGUUGAGGCGCAUAGUUCGCCUUACUCGGUCUACCCGGGAAGCACCAAGAUGUAUCAAGAUUUACGAGCCAUUUAUUGGUGA
Prunus armeniaca (apricot) is the source of this 498-nucleotide messenger RNA. NCBI's taxonomy places the organism in Eukaryota, Viridiplantae, Streptophyta, Magnoliopsida, Rosales, Rosaceae. The record is from the annotation of a GenBank genome assembly.